Molecule: messenger RNA, 1088 nt
Organism: Haliotis rubra (blacklip abalone)
Lineage: Eukaryota; Metazoa; Mollusca; Gastropoda; Lepetellida; Haliotidae
Exons: 2
Coding region: 188-556 (122 amino acids)
Source: RefSeq, a predicted model, not a curated record
CCCUCUCGGCCUCUCUGUCCACUCGUGUCGGCCAGUUCUCAUUGAUUACUCAGACUCAGCCAGCUCGCGCUCAGUGCACGCGCCACGCGCUCCAUGCCGGUAUAAAACCUGGACUUUGUCAACUAGCCAACAGACUGACACACAGACAGACUUACCUGGUGGACGUUCACACGCUCAGAUCCUGACAAUGCAGAAUUCCUGGAUGGCGUUUACUGUCGUUGCCGUGGCAACCCUGUGUGUCUGUGUCAGCGGAAUGGGGAUGGGCAAGAAUGCCCAGUCGUUUGGGGAUGGUCAAAACAAUGACCAACGGUACCAGAAAUGGUACGAAUGGAUGGUCAAGCGACAGCUGGGGUCCAACGACCUGUCGUUUGGUCGUUACCUGCAAGAUGGCGGCAAGUUCCUGGACUGGGGCAGCGUGUUUGAUGGCGGUCGAGGGAAGAGGCAGUUGUCUGGAUUCCCAGACAGAUUUGGAAACUACCAGCGGUUCUUCACGAACGGGCUGCAAGACUGGAAGAGCACCUUCAAUGGCGAGAAGAGAGUUGCCCCUGAAGAAUAAACGGUUCUGUGAUGUGCGCAUGCGUGAACUCCGCACGCGCCCAAGCUUACAACAAAAGACCCACCUCAUUCUGUUGUCUUUCACAAGUCUCUCAUGUGUGUUAUCUCCCUGCACGAAGACACAAUGACAUCAGUGAAUAUCACCAGGUUCGCCAACACACAACCUAGGAAACUCAAUAUUCAGAUACAGGAUACUAGCUUGUAGUCCAAAAUUAUAAGCGCAGCAUUGUCAUGCCAGACCAGUGAUUUCCAUAUAUGGAUUGUCGUCCAUGUCCAUGUCGUAUUGGAGACGUGAGCGAUGAUAGAGAGUAUGUUUAAUCCAAGGGGCAUGUCAGGAAGACAGUCUAAUUACCAACUUGGUUUGAUAUGUUCAGGCAUCUCGGCCUCGGGUAGAUCAUAUAUAAAAGUCUUUGUUCGUCAAAUAAUACAGAAAAUUAUCACACAAGUUACAAUGUUUCAUGGUAGGUGUAAUCUCUUACUUUAUAUGUCAUUCUGUUGGACAUUUCCUUUUUCAAUAAAAUGUUUAUGUUUAA